AUAGAAUAGCUAAGGGACGACGUGCUAAAAAUACUAUCACAAGUAUAAUGGGUGAUCGUAGAUGGGUUGAGCAGCCAGACAUGGUAAAGAAGGAGGUGAUCCUGUAUUUUUGUAAUUUAUUUCAAGCUGAUUCAUGGAGACAACCAAGGCUAGGGGCAUUAAAAUUUAAACAGAUUUCUGAAGAGGACAAGGUGUGGCUUGAGAGACCAUUUUCGGUGGAGGAAAUUGAAGAAGCUUUGAAGAAUUAUGAUGGGUCUAAAGCUCCAAGGCCAGAUGGUUAUAAUUUCAAUUUUAUCAAGUUUGUUUAGGACAGCUUACGGAUUGACUUUGUGGACUUGUUCAUGAAUUUUCACUAGAAUGGAAGGUUAGUGAAAGAGUUGAAUUCCUCUUUUUAAGCUUUAAUUCCUAAAAAGUUAAGUCCUAGAGAGCUUAAGGAUUAAGGCCAAUUAGUUUAAUUGGGUGUUUGUAUAAGUUGUUGGCAAAGGUAUUGGCUAACCAUCUCAAGAAGGUGAUGUCCAGAAUAAUUAGUCAUGCCCAAUCUGCUUUUAUAGGGGGCGUCAGCUGGUUGAUAGUGUUCUUGUUUUGAAUGAAGUUGUAGAUGAGGU
Molecule: messenger RNA, 605 nt
Organism: Rubroshorea leprosula
Lineage: Eukaryota; Viridiplantae; Streptophyta; Magnoliopsida; Malvales; Dipterocarpaceae
Source: the annotation of a GenBank genome assembly